Molecule: messenger RNA, 258 nt
Organism: Arabidopsis lyrata subsp. lyrata
Lineage: Eukaryota; Viridiplantae; Streptophyta; Magnoliopsida; Brassicales; Brassicaceae
Exons: 2
Coding region: 1-258 (85 amino acids)
Source: RefSeq, a predicted model, not a curated record
AUGAAGAGGGAAAAUGAGGAUCACUUGUUCAAAUGGGUUGAUGAAGCUCUCUUAGAAGAAAUUAGGAUGGUGGAGGAGAAGUGUAAGUUAGUUGCACAAGAUGUCAAUGCUUUGAGGAUGGAAGUGAUGGGUACUAUGAAGCUCCACAACAUAAACUUUAAGAAGAUGGAGGAUGCGAUGAGUAAGAAGAUCAUGAAGACAGUAGGUGUUGCUUAUGUUAUUCUUUGCUCAAUUGUAUGGCUAUGGGGAAGAGUGUAG